Messenger RNA from Rhododendron vialii, 483 nucleotides. Its product is annotated as probable serine/threonine-protein kinase PBL7. The transcript has a single exon. Bases 1 to 483 code for a protein of 160 amino acids. The record is from RefSeq and is a predicted model, not a curated record. Gene Ontology annotation, biological process: protein phosphorylation. Lineage: Eukaryota; Viridiplantae; Streptophyta; Magnoliopsida; Ericales; Ericaceae. Gene Ontology annotation, molecular function: protein kinase activity. Gene Ontology annotation, cellular component: plasma membrane.
AUGACAAAUGCGAUUAAAAGUAUGAUGGACAUGUGGUUGAGGGAGAGGCAGGACAACAGUUCCUCAAGUGGAAAAUCAAAUGAUUCGCCUAGGAAAUCAGAUUCGAAAACUGGUGCCCAAUUAUACCGUCAAUUCUCACUCGCUGACAUUCGUGAAGCCACAAAAGAUUUCAGUAAGAGCCUUUUGGUACGUAAUUCGGACAAGGUGUAUAAAGGUAGUGUCAAUAUUGAUGGUAAAGCCCUUGUGGCUGCGAUCAUAAGGUUUAAGAAACUUGAAGGUGUUGGGGAUGAGAUUCAUCGAAAGAGACUGCUCCUCCACCCAAACAUACUUUCUCCGAUAGGGUUUUGCACUGAGGGAGACGAGCUGAUCGUCGUUUACGAUUACAUGGCCAAUGGGUCCUUGCAAGAUUCUUUGCAUCAUAAAGAUAGCCCACUUCCUGGGAAAUGCGACUUCAAAUUUGCAUUGGAGCUGCGUAAGGACUAG